AUGCUUCUGCGUUGGUAUUUAUUUUGUUUUAUCAAAGCAAUAAAAAUUUCUUUUUCGGUCUCUCUUAUCACCCGCUUUACUGAAGAGGCCUUUGCGACACUCAUCUCUAUAGUCUUCAUCAUACAGGCAUUUGAAAAACUCUUUGAAAUAAGUUACGAGGCACCAAUAACUCGGCAUCCACAAGAAGUACUCCACUCUGCAUGUCACUGCAUUAUACAGACAGAAGAGUGGAAUUCAACUCUUUUCAAGAAUCUUAGUGUUGGUGUUGGUCGAUGUGUGGAGCUAGGUGAGCCUCAAGGUUUACAAUGCUACUUUAAGCCUGAUGUUUAUAUGUUCUCAAUAAUACUAACUUGUGGGACGUUUUUGAUCGCCUACUCACUUAAUGUUUUUCGACAUUCCCGCUACUUCUCUUUUAGAGUUCGCAAUCUCAUUUCCGACUUUUCUGUUCUAAUUGCUAUUGUCUCAUUGACACUUACAACUUACCUUAUUGGAUUAGAGGUCCCUAGUUUGAAGAUGCCCGCAAGUAUUCGUCCAACAAUGGAUCGAACAUGGCUGGUUGAUGCAACCAAUAUUGAGGAUUAUACUGUGGCAUUGAUUGCUGCCUUUCCAGCAUUGUUUUAUACAAUUUUGCUUGUCAUGGAUCAACAAAUAACUGCCGUGAUUGUAAAUAGGAGAGACAAUAAACUAAGGAAGGGUUGUGGCUAUCAUCUAGAUCUUUUAAUUGUUGCCUUUCUUGUGUUAAUCUGUUCAUUUCUUGGUCUUCCCUUUUAUGUUGCUGCUACUGUUCUCUCAGUUAUGCAUGUUGAGGCAUGUUUUUUUCAAAUUUGUACUGAACUUUUGUCCUUUUUUUAG
Molecule: messenger RNA, 852 nt
Organism: Meloidogyne enterolobii
Lineage: Eukaryota; Metazoa; Nematoda; Chromadorea; Rhabditida; Meloidogynidae
Source: the annotation of a GenBank genome assembly